Molecule: messenger RNA, 4281 nt
Organism: Scatophagus argus
Lineage: Eukaryota; Metazoa; Chordata; Actinopteri; Scatophagidae
Gene: amotl2a
Product: angiomotin like 2a
Exons: 11
Coding region: 326-2443 (705 amino acids)
Biological process (GO): hippo signaling; angiogenesis; actin cytoskeleton organization
Cellular component (GO): bicellular tight junction; plasma membrane; cytoplasmic vesicle
Source: RefSeq, a predicted model, not a curated record
CUUUUGAUCCCACGGGGACUUGGAGCCUUUACAUUCCAGUCAUUCCAGCCGCAGCGAACAAUCGGCCCUCAGUUAUUUAUUCGUGAAGCUCGCAGCUUCGGUCUGCUCAGUCUGCUUCCACCCGUCGGCGCGCACACACGUUCAUGGAGGAAACCAGGGGCGAGGAAGUCGAGAAACUUGUGCUGAAUUGAAUACUAUUGAGAUUACGCCGGCGUUAACGGUUUCGUGUGUGAUGAGACGGUAAUUUGAUUUCUGAUUGGUGAACUGCCCAAACUGCCAUCUAUAGGCUGCUUUGUUUCUUUUUUUAAAUAUUCAACUAAUUGAAAUGAGAACCGCUGAAGACUCAUCUGGAACGGUCCUGCACCGACUCAUUCAAGAGCAACUCCGCUACGGGAAUCUGACAGACACUCGCACUCUUCUUGCCAUCCAGCAGCAGGCCCUGCGUGGAGGCAGCAGCCCUCGUUCCUCUCUGGAGAGCCUGACUCAGGACGAGUCCCAGUACAUCCAGAUGUCAAAACGGCAAGAGCCUCAAGGCCAGGAGCACCACGGGGACUGCAUGCAACCUGAGACCCAGGGGUGCCAACUGUACCAGCUCCAUGAAGAGGAACUGCCCACUUAUGAGGAAGCCAAGGUCCACUCACAGUACCUGAUCUCUCAGCAGGUGCAGGCAGAGCAGAAAGGGCCCAGCAUGGAUAUAAUGGGGAGUCGCAGUGAGGGACAGUGGGAUCUGAAGAGGGAGCACGCUCGCUCCCUCAGCGAGAGGCUACUGCAGCUUUCUCUGGAGAGAAACGGACUGAGACACAGCCUGGCCAUGAGCUCUUCACACAGCUAUCCACAACUGUAUAAUAAUAAUGUCACAAACUCUGCGGCACCUAACAGACAAGAGGGCCAGCAGUGUGUGGACCAGCGUGGGCCACCCCCGGACUAUCCUAUCUUUGCCAAACCCCCUGGAUAUAUGGUCAGCCACUCACAGGAACACGGACAGUACUGCAGAGACCCUCCUCCCCCCUUCUACUCACAACAUCACAGCAGGUAUGUGUCUCCUCAGCCCUAUGUGGCUCAGAACAACAUCACCACAGCUUCUAGCAGUAAUUCAGCUCAGGCCGACGUGUUGGUGCGGGAGAACGAGCGGCUAAGGAAAGAGCUGGAAGUCUACGUUGCGAAGGCUGCCAGACUGCAGAAGUUGGAGUUGGAGAUUCAGAGGAUAUCCGAAGCUUAUGAGACUCUGAUGAAAGGCUCUGCCAAGCGCGAAACUCUAGAGAAAACAAUGAGGAACAAACUAGAGGCUGAGAUUAAGAGGAUGCACGACUUCAACAGAGACCUGAGAGAACAACUUGACACGGCUACCAAACAACGGGCAGCAAAGGAGGCCGAGUGUACAGACCAGAGACAGAAUGUCUUUGUUAAACUGCUGGAGCAAAAUGAGGAGCAGCAGCGGGAACGUGAACAACUGGAAAGGCAGAUACAGCAUCUGCGCAUCUCUGGGGAGGAGUGUCAGCGGAGACGGGAGCUACUUGAACAGGCUUUGGCCUCAAUGCAGGCCCGCAACCGGCAGCAGGAGGAAGAGCUGCAGAGGAAGAGAGCCUACGUGGAGAAAGUGGAGCGGCUGCAGAGCGCACUGGCUCAGCUGCAGGCGGCCUGCGAGAAGAGGGAGACGCUUGAGCUGCGCCUGCGCACGCGGCUGGAACAGGAACUGAAAAGCCUCAGAGCCCAACAGUCUCAGAACCAGGCAGCUGAUCCCUCAGCUUCAGAACUGAGCUCCUCCACAUUGCAGCAGCAGUUGAGGGAGAAAGAGGAGUGUAUUCUGGCCCUGGAGGCAGACAUCACAAAGUGGGAGCAAAAGUACCUGGAGGAGAGCACCAUGAGGCAGUUUGCAAUGGAUGCAGCUGCCACUGCUGCGGCACAGAGAGACACAACCAUCAUCAAACAUUCACCUCGACAUUCACCAAACAGCAGCUUUAAUGAAGACCUGCCUCUGUCGAGUCACAGACAUCAGGAGAUGGAGAACAGGAUCCGUGUGCUUCAUGCUCAGCUCCUGGAGAAGGAUGCUGUGAUCAAAGUCCUCCAGCAGCGCUCCAGAUGGGAGCAGGGCAAGCUGGAGAAACAGGGGCUUCGUCUCGCGAGAUCCGUCCCUUCUAUCAACACUGUGUCCAGCAGCACAAAGAGUCAAGGAAAGAGCCUCUCAGAUGACCAGACAGGUGCUGCUGCUGCUGCGCUGCAGCCCCGACCCCUCAUGGUGCCCAGGGGCCCGAGCCAAGACUGCAGCACCCAAAGUGAUGCAGCUUCACUAGAGCCUGAGCCCACAGCGGAGACCAGCAAGAUAAAGACAUCUGAGACAAUGUCAGCAGCUGCCACUGACACUUCAGAAGAGCCAAAGGCACCGCUCAAGUCAUUCAAGAGCAUCGGUAGCUCAGACGCGGAGGUGGUUGAAAUCCUCAUUUGAGAGCUCGCUGCUGCUGAUAUGACUGAACAGAGACAGCCAAUGAUGACAGAGACUUUUGGCUGAGGUGUUGAAAGCCUCCCUCGACGUCCGACCACAAGUCUGCCGUCAGUUUAAAUGGACGAGCAGGGUGGACAGUGUGGCACAGGCUGGAGAGGAGAGCUGGGUUUUUCUUCUACUGCACGAUUGACAGUUGCCUCAUGAGUCAGAUGUCUUCAGGGUACCUGGACAGUAUUGUGCAUUAUGAAAGGAACUGGGCUGCUGAUUGUGUACAUACAUGUGUUGUGCAUGUUACUUUUUUAGUUAUGUGUUGUAUUUAUAUAUGUAAAUGCUGCUCAUGUUGUGAUCUUACUUUUAUGUUUGAGACGUGAGAAGAACAAGGAUCACUUAAAUUAUAUACAUAUACAAUUCAAACAUAUUCACUUUUCUGGAUUAAGUGUGCAACACAUGUUGGAUGCUAUUUGGUUUAUUUUUGAAUUUCCAGUAGCAAGUCUAUUACCAUCCUCCAAUAUUUAUGAAAUGACUCCGUAUAAGCAUCCUCUAUUUUCAUGGCGUGUCUGAGGAUUAUUCUGUUUAACAGAACCACUCAAACCUAAAUUAGCAGUUGCUCGUCUCUUUAAAAUACAUUCGGGGCCGUGCUCACAGCUCAGCAGAGGAUUUGGAAACUUCCUUUGAAUGCAGAGCCUUCAGAAUGCCCUGCUCAUUUCUCUCUUAAAAAAGCCUGCGAGGACUGACAGUGUUUCACGGGGGUCUAAUUUUCCAGAUCCCAGGUUAAUGUUUGGGGCCUCACAUGGCGACUGCCCAGCAUUUCGCUCCCCUCCGCUGACACACUGGAGCUAAUCUUCUCACAUUCCCUUGCUGAGGGAAUGCUCCCGUUAAAGAAAAAGGCUAUCUAAAGUCUGACCCCUCGCCCUUGUAAAAAUGGCAGGCAUUCUCCGCAUGAUUCCUUUUCUGGGGCUGGUUAUUUCUUCUGUGCCAUGGUAGCUGGUUCUAACAUGAGCAUAGAAAUGGUCAACUAAAAUUGGCCUGCAUUUGCUACUCUAUUUGUUGUCCCCGUCAAUGUGUUAUAUUCAGACGUGUUUUCUCCAUUGCUCAAGUAUCUCACAUUUCUGAGUGGACUAUGUCCUUAACAUGUAAUCUUCUAUUUAUUUCUCCCUGCAGAGCAUAGGAUCGCUGAACACUGUUGAAUGUAGACUUCUGUUUUCCAAGACUGUUUUGUAUUUAACUGGAAUGCGCCACAAUUCAGAUUUGUUCUGCUCUUUAGAGGGGAAUACUGUUAAAAAUUCAACAUCGGUGUAUCUGUGAAAAAGCUACUACAUCGUGCUCUUGUUUUGACUUGUUAGUACUGAAGUUACUUUGUUGGGAGACACAAAAUGCGUCGGGUUCCAUCUUGGCGACGUUCUCAACAGGAGUAUUGUUUGAAGCGCCACAAAUAGCCUGUGAAAUGUCACAUUAGACUGGUAUUCCCCAAGCUUUUUAUCAUAUGUCCCGUCACAAUGCGUUUGCUGGUCAAUGCAGUGUGUCACUUUGAAUUAAUGCCCUUCACUUUAUUUGGAAUGUGUUUACAUGAAUGGCUGUUUGAAGUGAGAGAAGUUAAUAUAUUUUGUAGUUUGUUUGUUUGUUUUUCCUUUUAUAUACUUUGUUUUGUUUUUUUGGUGCCAAAGAUGAACUCAUAACACUCAUAAGUUAUAACCAACGUCAAAUACAAAAGGUUCUGUUAAGGUGCCUUGCUUAAGCUGGUUGACCCAUUUUGAUGUUGCUGUGAACUUUUGUAAAGGAAACGUUUGUAUGUAUGCCUUAACAUUUCACUAGAUUAAAAUUCUUAAUAUAUGUCUGAUAAA